GCGCAUACUGUGUCGUCAUCAGGAGACGACGCUCAGCACCAACUCGUCCCAUUUGCUCCUCCGGCCAAGCGGCUUGUUGCGCCCUCUUUAGCCCCGCGUCCACGAGAGCAUUCCCGAUGGCCUCUCCGCUUAAAGUGUGCAUCGUCGGCUCCGGAAACUGGGGCUCGGCCAUCGCCCGGAUAAUCGGACACAACGCCACGUCGCUGCGUUUCGCCACCACGGUGAAGAUGUGGGUGUUCGAAGAGAACGUCAACGGCAGGAAGCUCUCUGACAUCAUCAACACGGAGCACGAGAACGUCAAGUACCUACCCGGAUACAAACUGCCCGACAAUGUGGUGGCUGUCCCGGAGCUGCGUGACGCUGCAAAGGGAGCUGACCUGCUAGUGUUCGUUGUCCCCCACCAAUUCAUCCGCAGUCUUUGCGACGAGAUGGUGGGCUGCGUCUCGGCCAAAGCCCGGGGAAUAUCACUCAUAAAGGGCAUAGACGCAGGUCCUGGGGGCCUGACCCUCAUCUCCGACAUCAUCCGGGAGAAGAUGGGGAUGGACGUCAGCGUCCUCAUGGGAGCAAACAUUGCAAACGAAGUGGCCGCCGAGAAGUUCUGUGAAACCACCAUCGGCAGCAGGAUCCUAGAGAACGGCCUGCUGUUCAAAGAGCUGCUACAGACUCCAAACUUCAGAAUCACAGUGGUGGAUGAUGCUGAUACGGUGGAGCUGUGUGGAGCUCUGAAGAACAUCGUCGCGGUGGGCGCGGGCUUCUGUGACGGGCUGCGUUGCGGUGACAACACCAAGGCGGCUGUGAUCCGCCUGGGGCUGAUGGAGAUGAUCGCCUUCACCCGACUCUUCUCCAAGAACACCAACGUCUCCACGGCGACCUUUCUGGAGAGCUGCGGCGUGGCCGACCUCAUCACCACGUGCUAUGGCGGCCGCAACCGGCGAGUGGCGGAGGCCUUCUCGAAAUCGGGCAAGAGCAUCGAGCAGCUGGAGAAGGAGAUGUUGAAUGGCCAGAAGCUGCAGGGUCCGGCCACCUCGGCCGAGGUUUACCACAUCCUGCAGCAGAAGGGCCUGGUGGACAAGUUCCCUCUGUUCACAGCCGUCUAUCAGAUCUGUUUCCAGGGGAAGCCAGUCCAAGAGAUGAUCUCCUGUCUGCAGAGCCACCCGGAGCACAAGUGAUCCUCCGGUGGGCCGGAGAGCUCUUCUGGGCGCUUUCACACCAAGGUUCAGCAUGAAGUCCUGAAUGCUGUCGGGACAAUUCCAGUUAAACUCCGAGGGACAAGAUGCAAAAGGUUCCAGAUUUCUAACAGCGUUGUUCUUUGCAGGAAGAGUCUGGAAGAGUCGAGCCUGGUUUAGAUACCCGGCACUGUUUCCGCUCUGGUCAGCACUUCCCUCUCUCUGGCCCUCCGUCUCAUGAAUCAGCAGAAUCUAUUUUGAGAACAAAUCAUACUCAACCUUCAAAAAAUGACAAGCCGACAAGCGUCUUCUUUGGCGGUUCAGGUGCACUGCACUGUUCAGGCAAUCUGUUUGUUAACUUUAAACACAUUUGUGCGUGUUACUCAGAUGAGUUUGAUCAUUUAUUUUCCAAGGUGCACUGUGAGAGUGAUGGUGUUUGACGUAUGUUCUACGGUCUAUACUGCUGCACCAUGUUAUAAUGUACUGUAAUAUAAAAAUGCUGUCAAGUUCUCCUUUUACCUUGUCUAUUGAAAUUAAUAGACUCAACUACGAGUGUAGAGGGGUGAAGGAAGAGCUUGUGACUGUAAAUGAUGUCAGAGGCGCUGCAUCAUUCACAUUAUGUUACCAUUUGUGUGUUAUUUAAUUAUUUUAAUAUCCGGUUCGUCUUCAGCAAAUGUGACCAAAGGUUCUUGCGACAGAACAGUGGUUUUCUGUAAUGUGUUUCUUAAAUAUGAUCAUUCAGGUCCUGUCCAUCACUUGAGACAAAGAAAUAUGAGCUACUGGUCAGUAAUCUGCGUCGAACUGGUGUCCUUCAGUCAGGUCCUGUCCCAAUGCACCACAGCAGUGGCCAUUUACUUUGUGUCUCUUGGUAUUUGUAGCCUCACAGGGUUUGUAUUCAAACGUUUUCACUGCCACUCAGGUGAACAUACACUGCUGUUCAAUACAUAAAAAAGAUGUGUUUUUCUUUAAAGGACCCUCACCUUAUAUAUUUCUUGGUACUUCUUGUACUGUAAAUGUUAAUACUGAUCUACUUAAGUGUAUGUUAAUAUAAUUGACGAUCGAUGAACCAGCAUUAGCUCAGUGUUUGAUAUAUAUACAGGGUUUCUGUGAGCUUCUUUAAACUGCCAAGCUGUUGACAAGUAAGUUGAAAUAUUGUGUAGAGCUCAUUUCUAUCCAACUGUUUAUGCUGUAAUAGUGAAACGUAUUUGGUAAAAACGUGUACAUUAAAACGUUAAUCUCACCAAUGUUCUGUGAUUAUGUUCCAGCUAGUGAAUGUAUUAGAUGUAAUUUACGCAGGCUCAGAUGAUUCCGUAUUCUCUCUAGUGAGCAGCAGGGAGCGACUCCGGGCUGCAAAAAGAAGUCUUACUGUAUAGAAGUCUAUGGGAUCUACUUCUUUCUUUCUAAUUUCCUCAUUAAUCACUGUAAACAUGAGUGGUCUCAUUCUCUAAUUUAUUAGGGCUGGGCACGUUUCUGCGUUAUAAAUACGUUCAUUUAGCAAUACAUUAGUACCGACCAUUUCUCAAGUGUUGGCAGCAAUUUCUUUUUUAGCAUUGCACACAUUAACUGAGAAAUAGGUACUGCACUGUUUUCUGUGAGUAAACACAUUUGUAUUUCAUCUCUACAGAACAGAAAAAUAUCCAUCUAACUUCAUGCAUAAGUCAGAAAACCUAUUGUUUGAUGUAAAUGCAUCAAUGUUGUUUUGGUUGUUCUGAUGUUUUCAGAUGUUCAUGUGUUGAGUGUUCAUGAGAGAGCUACAAGGCUAAUGACGCUCUGAACUUUUUACCAUACUAUGCAUUCUGUUAUCGUUUUAAGGGUUUUGAUUUCAGAGUAAACUGUGUGGUGCUGUAUGUUUUCUUUCGUUUAUUAUAUUGGCAGAAGGGUUACCACCAGGGCCGGCCCUUCAUAUACCUCAACCAAGGCGACUGCCUAGGGUGCCAAAUUUGUGGGGGGCGCCCUCUAGUGGUGCCCGUAAUUAUUCUCUCAACAACAUUAACAAAAUAAAGUAAAAUAUAACCCUCUGGGCU
Pungitius pungitius (ninespine stickleback) is the source of this 3190-nucleotide messenger RNA. It is a transcript of the gene gpd1l, whose product is annotated as glycerol-3-phosphate dehydrogenase 1 like. Gene Ontology annotation, biological process: carbohydrate metabolic process; glycerol-3-phosphate catabolic process. The transcript has 8 exons. Gene Ontology annotation, molecular function: glycerol-3-phosphate dehydrogenase [NAD(P)+] activity; protein homodimerization activity; NAD binding. Bases 117 to 1169 code for a protein of 350 amino acids. The record is from RefSeq and is a predicted model, not a curated record. Gene Ontology annotation, cellular component: glycerol-3-phosphate dehydrogenase (FAD) complex; cytosol. Lineage: Eukaryota; Metazoa; Chordata; Actinopteri; Perciformes; Gasterosteidae.